Messenger RNA from Peronospora matthiolae, 1419 nucleotides. NCBI's taxonomy places the organism in Eukaryota, Oomycota, Peronosporomycetes, Peronosporales, Peronosporaceae. The record is from the annotation of a GenBank genome assembly.
AUGGAGUGGGGGCCGCUGCAGGCGAUUCGACCGUAUCUAGCGUCCCAGGAGGGCGCUCGUGAUGGCGAAGGGGACGCUAAGUACGUUGACGAUAGGCUGGCGCAGCUUCUGGGCGAAGAAGAGCUCACAGAGGCCGUUCGUGCGGCUUCUAUCGCCCAAUUGGACGCCGUCUUGAGUCACGAAGCGAUUACGGUCAAGCGCCUGCCGCUAAGCUUUUUAUUGCUCGUGUCAGCGCUGGCUACCAAGGUGGAACAAGCGGGACGUGAGGACGAGCACGCAGCCGAUGGGUUCAAAGUGUUGCUGCACGUUUCGCAGCUUUUUUGCGAUGUUCCAGUGGCAUUGGCUAUGAAGGAGAUGAAGAGGAUGAGUGUGCUGUGUGACCGGUACACGAGACUGGCUGUGGCCAUGCAGCAGAGCAUAUCGACUGUUUUCGCGCUCAAGAGCUUCUUACACCGCUUCCACGAGCAAGGCUAUAUGGCGCUCACGCCGCUGCAUGCUUUGUUUUUCUAUGUAUGUCUACAUGCCAAGUGCUACUUUGCAGCUACGGAGGUGCUGGACGAGACCUUGGUGGAGAUCUAUGCUCACUCGCAUCUUGUCAAUUGUGUCGACUUCUUGGGCUAUGCGUACUAUGGCGGACUGCUGUAUAUCGGGAAGAAGCGAUAUCAGGACGCGCUUGACUUUCUUCAGCUUGCCAUCACAGCUCCUGCUGUGUCGCUCAGUGCAUUUGUGAUUGAAGCGUACAAGAAGAUGGUACUGGUGAUGCUCAUUCUGCGUGGCGAAGCAGUAGUGUUGCCAAAGUACACGCCAUUUGUGGUCACGCGUCACGUUGAAAGUCAUUGCACGGCGUAUACUAGUUUAGUCAAUGCCUUUGUUGUUGAGAAGGACAUUGAAGCCGUACAGGCGGUCAUUGUCAAGAACGAGCAACUAUUUGCUCGAGAGGGCAAUUUUGGUCUCGUGAAGCAAGUCGUACAUGCGUUCAAGCAGCGAAAGGUUCUUCAACUUACGCGCACAUACGCGACCAUUGAGUUGACCGAGAUUGCGGCAGCUGCAGCAAUCAAUAGCGGCGAUGCGGUGGGCACCGAGAAGAUGCUGUUGAAGCUUAUAUCCAGCGGCCAGAUGGAUGCUGUGAUCGACAAGCAGAAAGCCAUGGUUCGUUUUGUACAUGAGGGUGAAGGCGGCAGCGCAUACAAAGACGAACUGCAGGGUGAAGCAACUAAAAAAUUACAGGAAGAGAUGGCGAAACUCGUAACGGUGGCGCAGCAACUACGUUGCAUCGAUGCAGAACUCGUCACGAGCGCCAAAUUCCAGUCUCGUUUACAAAAGGACAAGGAUCGACGCUCGAGAACUAGUAUGCACAAUCAGCAAGGUGGCGAGCGCAUGAUCAUUGACAGUACCAGUGGCAUGGACACUAUGGAGUGA